GUGUCUCUUGGGACUUCCUGAGCAAUCGGAUCUUCUGGUAUCAUAAAAUCUCCAUAGAGAGCUCACACUCUGGGGAUAGAGAAACAGGUUGAAAUUCUGACUCUGCCACUAUGGGGCUUUAGUCGCCUGAUUCAAAGCCUCAGUUUCACCAUUUGUAAAACAGAUACAUGUGGUCAGUGGGUUUUGUUGCUGGAUUUUGUUACUAUUUUUUCUCCUCUGCCUGCUUCCUGCCCAAACACCAGAGGCCUUUCUGCUCUGGCCAAAUUAAUGACACCUUUGUUUGCUAAACCUAACAUCUACCUCUUCUUCCAAUCUGCUCAGCGAACAAUAGCCAAUCGCCCCGGACCUCCCCAGGACACACAGAGGAUCGAGGGGACCAGCGGCCCUGCCGGGGAGGCCUUGGAGGUGGCUUUGCGCCGUGAGGCUCCUCUGCGCGCCGAUGGGAAAAAUGCAAAGGUCCUAAAACAAGAAAUCAGGCGAGGGCGGGAGUCCAUUAUCCGGCGUCCGAAUGCGUCUCGGGGUCUGCGCGCCGCCCCGCGCAGUGCGGCCUCCCGGGAUUCUCAUGGUAAUGAGGCGUCCAUCUUCCCGUCUGCCCGCGCCCGGCAGCGCACAAUGGGCCGGCUCCACCACCUGCCGGGAUUUCCCAGGAAGGAGGCGGGACGGGAGAGCCGCCCUCCCCCGCCUGGCCCAGGACGCGGCAGUCCCGCCAGGCCCGGUCCUCCAUGUCCCUGCCGCAAGCUGGAGUCGAUGGCACCGAGUCCCGCAGGCCAUGGUGGCGCGGCGGUGACAGCUCAGGACUGGGCUGCCGGCCAAAUGGGGAGCCUCGGGGACAGAAGCCGCUUCGGGAAGGGGUGUGGCUCUGCUAGACCUUGUCUGGUUUUGUUUUUGUUUUGUUUUUUUUCAGUACCGGAAUCGAACUCACGACCUUGCGCUGGCCAGGCAGGCUCAGUGCCGAUGAGCAAAAUCCCCAGCCCUGCUAGACCUUGUCUGGCCAGAGGCGGGCCCGGCUUCAUCCCCAGCGCCACAAAGGAAGAUAAGAGGAAAUAAAAGGAGGGCUGAAGAGAAACUCCAGUAGUCACCGUUUUUUGAGGACCUUUGCCGAACCCAGCUGGCCGCCGCGCCUUACAUCAUUGUGGCAGUGUGUCCCCACCACAGCCUUCUCUGUGACACUAUUGGGGUCCCCUUUGCAGAGGAGAUGCUGAGUCCCCAGAUCAUCUGCCUGCCACGGUACAAUAGGCCCGACGCAGCAGAUUUGACCCAGUUUCACCUCACCCCAGAGUCUGAAAUCUUAACCACCACAUUAUCACCCACGGUCAUUAUCACAGUUACCUGGUGUGAUCAAAAUACUUUUUUUAUUUUUUGUCUUUUUUUGAGACAGCGUCUCGCUAUGCAGUUCAG
Molecule: messenger RNA, 1398 nt
Organism: Chinchilla lanigera (long-tailed chinchilla)
Lineage: Eukaryota; Metazoa; Chordata; Mammalia; Rodentia; Chinchillidae
Exons: 2
Coding region: 268-1047 (259 amino acids)
Source: RefSeq, a predicted model, not a curated record